Molecule: messenger RNA, 438 nt
Organism: Echinostoma caproni
Lineage: Eukaryota; Metazoa; Platyhelminthes; Trematoda; Plagiorchiida; Echinostomatidae
Source: the annotation of a GenBank genome assembly
UGGGAAACAUUUGGUGAAGUAAUUCUACAAAAACCUUGGCGACGAACCACGUUCCGAUUACCUGCUCAGUUGACCGAUGCGGAUCGUGCCUAUCUGAUUGCGACUGCUGCAAAACACUUUGACCGGGUCAUGGCCGUGUUACAAGCGAUGCCACGACCUAUGCUACUUUUUAUUCGGAAUCUAAACUUAGUUCGAUCCAUUUGUCGAUUGCAUGGAGAUCCCGUGGACCGCUAUGUGCUCAUGAUUGAUAGUGCUGUAAUGGGCAGUCGUUUAUACCGUGAUGACCGGGGUGUACAGCACUGUCUCAGUCUGACGGACACGAUUUAUAUCCAGCUCGUUUUGCGACGUUAUCAUUUUCAGCUACGGCUGUAUGUUGUCCCUGUGGAUUCUACCCAUUAUUUGCCUUUGUGCCACGUAGAGCGUGUAAGACUGAACUGA